GUUUGCUCUCGAGCUUCAUAUGGUUCACGAGAGUCUAGACGGUAAAGUUGCUGUUGUUGGUAUCUUGUACAAGAUUGGACGACCUGAUUCUUUUCUUUCAUCGUUGGAGAAAAUUUUGGCCAAAAUUACUGAUACCAGUGAAGAAGAGAGAGUCGUGGGUAUUACCGAUCCGAGAGACAUCAAAAUUGGUAGUCGUCAAUAUUUCAGAUAUGUUGGUUCUCUUACUGUUCCUCCUUGUACUCAAAAUGUCGUAUGGACCAUCGUCAGAAAGGUGAGAACUGUGACAAAGAAACAAGUUAGAUUGCUCCGUGUAGCAGUCCAUGAUGAGUCAGAUACCAAUGCAAGGCCACUACAGCCGAUAAACGAGCGUUUCAUUCACCUGUUUAAGCCGAAGAAUGAGAAGAUAUAGAGAAGUAAAAUAAAUUCAAAC
Carica papaya (papaya) is the source of this 430-nucleotide messenger RNA. Lineage: Eukaryota; Viridiplantae; Streptophyta; Magnoliopsida; Brassicales; Caricaceae. The record is from RefSeq and is a predicted model, not a curated record.